UAUUUUAAUUUCCAUUGCUCAAUCUGUUUUGUUCAUUAAAAACUAAAUAAGAAACUGCGUUUUAUAACGUAAUAUUAAGAAACAGAUAUUCUAAGUCACAACAAGUCAUGGAUAUGAACAGCUUAACUCAGAGGACGAUGGGUGAUGGAAUGGACUGUUCUCUGAUCAAUUUCUCCGAAAUAAUCAGCAAAAACUUGAGCCAAGUCAAAUUAGGAGCUGUGCACCAUUCAACAAAACCAAUCACGCCGCAGGGUCCUAUAAUCAGAACAAUUCCCAAAUACAUACCAAAGGAAUGUAAAAAGCCUAGUUAUUUAGUGAAGAAACCAAAGGAAGCAAAGUUUGUCCCUUAUGAACCAUUCAAAGCGGCAGUGGAUCCAAUUAUACCAAAGAAAAGGGUACUUAAGGUGAACAGCCCACCGAUCAGUAAAAACAAUGUGGAUAUACAGGAUUUGGUGCAUCAGAUGUCUGAAAUGAGAUCUGUGGAAUUGGGAAAAGAGAAGAAAGAGGCUCUGAUGAAUAAUGAGUCUAUUAUUACGAUGAAACAGUGGGAGGAUGAUAGGUUAGCUUACGAGACGGAUAUCAAGAACCUCAGAGAAACCAAUGCACAUUUAGAAAAUCAACUUAAAUUCCAAGCUCAAGUAAAUAGUGAAUUGAAGACAUUGUUGGUUGCAGCAGUAGGCGAAGAUUUGGAGAGUAGAGUGCAACAUUUAACUGAGGAUAAACUUCAAUUGGCUAGGGCUUUGUUGAAUUCAGCGAAUCACUUGACCUCGCACCAGGAGCAAACUGAAUGGCUUUCUGGGCAAUGCGAAGUUUGGAGGAGCAAGUUUUUAGCGUCAAGUUUGAUGGUCGAGGAAUUGGCUAGGUGGAAAUCGGCUUUCAGUUACAGAAUCAACGAUCUUCAAGAAAACUUGAAACUCUUAAUUAACGAACGAACGAAAGUCAGGAAUUCUGCGUUGAAGACGUACAAAGUCUUAACGAGAAUAGACGAAACUUUACCGGAGCGAACUUUAAGCUGUUUGAAGAGUACAAACAUAAUUGACUUGGCUGUAAACAACUGUAAAUUGGCUGAACAUAUUGGAGGACAUUUCGUUAAGGAGGACAAGGAAUUGGAUGAGAAUAUUUUGAAGUUACCCACCAAUACGCCUGGAGAGAAUGCCGCAGCCAGGAUCUUGAAGAAUCAAGUUUCUUUGACGUACAAACCAGACGCAGUGUGUAAUGCCUUGAUGGGCGCUGCGAUGUCUUUGAGUGGAGGCCAAAUGUACCUGCAACAUCCUACCAUGCAUGCCACCUGUUGCAAACACUGCACAGGCGAAAUCCACGAUAUAUGAAUCAUUCAUGGAGCAAUCUUAUCAUAGUUAAGCAAUACCCAGUUAUACCUGUAAUGUAAUUUAUAAAUUAUUAAGCGUCUGUUAACUGUAAC
Nicrophorus vespilloides is the source of this 1420-nucleotide messenger RNA. Its product is annotated as golgin-45. The transcript is spliced from 4 exons. Gene Ontology annotation, cellular component: Golgi membrane. The coding region runs from base 108 to 1328 and encodes 406 amino acids. The record is from RefSeq and is a predicted model, not a curated record. NCBI's taxonomy places the organism in Eukaryota, Metazoa, Arthropoda, Insecta, Coleoptera, Silphidae. Gene Ontology annotation, biological process: Golgi organization; Golgi to plasma membrane protein transport.